AUGUCGGAUGUGUCGAGAGUGCUCGGUCCCUUUAUCAUCGGCUCAGCAGUCGGUGCAAUCGCUACUUCGCUGCUCCUUCGACGUCAACCAAAGACCCUUGAAAACCUUAAAAGCGCUUCUAUGAAACUUUACAUCUACGAUCACUGUCCAUUCUGCGUGCGUGCACGCAUGAUCUUUGGCUUGAAACAAGUGCCACAUGAGCUCGUGUUCCUGGCCAACCACGACGAGACUACGCCAAUCAGUCUAGUGGGCUGUAAACAAGUGCCUAUCCUCCAAUUAUCCGAUGGUCGCGCCAUCGCAGAGAGUAUGAUUAUUGUCCAGUACGUGGACAAGCACUGUGGUGGUCCGUCCGUGCUAUCUCCGUCUGCUAAUCGACCCGAGAUUCGGCAGUGGAUCACGGACACAGCAGACGUGUUUCGCCUUCUGUACCAUCCAAGGUUCCAGGCUGCUCCAUUUGCUGAGUUCGCUACACGCGAGAGCCGCGAGUACUACCGCGUGAAAAAGGAGAAGAGCAUUGGUCCGUUUCAAGACGCGCUGGCCAAGACCCCAGAGCUUGUGUUGCAUGCCAACUCUUAUCUGGAGCAACUGGCCUUAAUGUUCCACACGAAACACACGGUGAACGAAACGCUGAGCUACGACGAUGUUGACUUGUUUGGUCGACUGCGUGGGUUGACGAUCGUGCGUGGCUUGAAGUGGCCACCUCAGCUUCGCGAGUACAUCGACAACAUGUCAAAGAAAACGGACAUUCUUCUGCUGGACAAUAUGGCUGUGUGA
This is a messenger RNA of Peronospora matthiolae, 774 nucleotides long. Lineage: Eukaryota; Oomycota; Peronosporomycetes; Peronosporales; Peronosporaceae. The record is from the annotation of a GenBank genome assembly.